AGCCCCCUCCCAGCUCCAAGCACCAGCUCCUCCCCAUGCGCCGGCGCUCGUGCGGCUUGGUUCGGGCUGCUCCGGUUCGGACUCUCGGUGAUGACCCGGCUGGCUCCGAGCGGCACAGACAUGACAGCUCUGGCCCCGCCUCCCUCGCCUCCGCUGCUCAACAACAGGAACGCAUCUCCUUCUAGAGCAGCAUCCAGCCCUGCAGAGCUGCCCCAGCUGCUGCAGGAAAAGGAGCGGCGUGCUCAGCAGCAACUGGAGCGCUGCGCUGAGGAACGAGGGAGGAAGAUGGAGGAGCAGCGGAGGAAGGAGCAGCAGCGAAGGGCGGCGGCUGAGGAGAAGAGACGACAACAGCAGGAGGCUGAGAAGGAGAGGCUGGAGGCCCUGGUGCGCCGGAGAACUGGGGGCGCCGACAGGAGAGGUGGAGGAGGAAACGGCGGAGGGGAGGCCCGGGACCACCUGGAGAACAGGCCCAAGCGGUGGACGUGGGGAGGACCGCCUGACGGAGUGGAAGGUAACCCUAAGACCCCGCCCUGCAAUGCCAUGGGCUCCGCUCAGCCCAAAGAUCCCUCUGCUGCUUCUUGUGCCAGCCAAUCCCGUCACGUUGACUUCCUGUCUCCGCCUACAUCAAACCAACCAAUCAGCAAGCAGCUUUCCAACUCUUCAGCAGCUCUAAAUUCACCUGAAAAAGUGUCUUUUGUGUCACGUCGUACAGUUUCCCCCGGCAACCACCGACCGAUGAGGACUUCUUCCAACCGCAGAAGCAUCGCCGGACUCCCAGAGGAAUCGCUGAAAGCCAAAACACCCACGGGAGAAACACCAAACACACCAAUCAGGAGUUCAUCCUUUAGAGCCAACAGCAAGGCCCCCGCCACACCCAAACGGGUCAGGUCCAACAGGAGCAGAGCGCAGUCCCCCUGCUCCCCGGGUCAGUACCCGCCCUCCCCACUCCGACAGAGAGCCACCACCCCGGGCUCAGACGACAGGGGCCACUCUGAGGUCAAGGGUCACGGCAGCCUGGAGAGGAAACCUCCCAAAACGGAGACGUCAGAGAAGAAGAUCCCCAAGUCGAGCAGCAGAGAGCUGACAGCAGAGUCUCCAGGCACUCCCACAGCCAGGAGCGUCGGCGGGACCAUGGAUGCUGAGGAGGCGUCCAGGCUGCUGGCAGAGAGGCGCCGUCUGGCCCGAAUACAGAAGGAGCAGGAGGAGAAGCAGCGGCAGGAGGAGGAGAGGCUGAGAGCCGAGGAGGAGCAGAGGAGGGAGCAGGAGGAACGGGAGCGGCAGGAGAGGGCUGCACGGCAGGCAGAGGAGGACAGGAUGAGGCAGGAGGAGGAGAAGAGGAGGAGAGAGGAGGAUGAGAGACGGCAGAAGGAGCAGAGGUGGAAGGACAUGCAGGCUCAGCUGGACAAGGAGAGAGAGGAAGCCUUCCUGCGGGCUCAGAGGGAGGCUGAGAGGAAGAGGGAGGAGAGGGAGCUGCUGCACCUCCAGGAGGAGCAGGAGAGGCUGCAGAGGAAGAAGAGAAUCGAGGAGAUCAUGAAGAGGACGAGGAAGAGUGACGUGGAGUCUCCAUCUGCUGCCUCCACUCCUGAGAUGAAAGCGGAGGCUCUGGGAGCCUCGGAGGAGGACGCAGCGACCCCUGCUGAAGCCCCCAUCAUCAUGCUGGGUCCUCUGGAGAGCAGGAGCUGUCUGGACGAGCUGUCGGAUGGAGUCCAGUCCAUGGAUGUCAGCCCCGUCUCCAGGGACGAGCCGGCGAGCGCUCAGGAGUUUUCGCCGGUCGCUGAGGGACCAGACGGUUGUCUCCUGGAGCAGCUGAUGGAUCGGGACUUGCUGGAUCGAGGACAGCGUCAAGGAGAAAAAACCCUGCCGUACCCUAAACUGCAAGCCGGCAGCGGCGUCGGAGAUCUCAACAAGAACCUGCUGAUCCAGGCCUACAGCGCCGCCUCGGAGUCCUCGCAGCUCAUCCCGAGCGUCGGGCCGGGCAAACUGGACAUCCAGUAGGCAGCUGUAGAUAAGAGCCCGGAGAGAGAGAAAAAGCAAGAACAACAAUCAUCUUUUUAAAAGAGAACAGCUGCUCUGGACCUGAUCUCACCUGCAACCUCGCAAACCUGCUUUCUGACACGUCUUCAGGAAACAUAGAUGAGAUUCAGCCUCUAGAGUCUCAGUGUUUUGUCCUCAGUGGACAUUCUUGCACGAUCCUCAUAAAAAAAAAGGAAUUAGAACAAAUAAAUGAAAGUUGGGUUUAGUUGUUUCUGAUGACACCAGCUCCUCAUCUGCUUUCUCUCUCAGCCCUGCUUCUGGGAAGGCUGUAAAUACACCCGUAUGGAAGCUGGAGCGAGCCUUCAGCCGGGGAGGAGAGCCGUGAGGACCCGGGCCGCCACGGCGGUCCAGUGUAGCGUCUGCAGUGACAGCUGAGUAGUGGAGCUGUUGUGUAGGCUGUGCUUGUAGCUGUGUUUGUCAGUGUUUCUGAUGGUUCUUGUGCAUUUAACUCAACACUGACCUUCCUGGCUGCUGACCGCCACCCCCAUUCUUUCAAUCUGAUGUUAGUGAAACCACCAAAACAAAGGCUAACUGUCUUAUUUCUAUCUGCAGGACAGGAUUUUAUGAAAUAAGAAAUGUGUAUUUCUUUGACACUGACUGUAACCACACAAUCUGCAGUUUAUAGCGUGCACCUAAUCACCUUCAAACCUCUAGAGCUGGUUAGUUUGCUCUUCAUCACCUUCACCCGUGUUCACUGCUGAAGGGAACCACAGAUGCUCGUUUGUCUUUGUGAAUCCACACUUUUAGUUUUCAUCUAAUUUCACGGGCAAAUGGAUUGUUUAUAUUUGUCUGUAGACAGCAGAAGAUGAGACGAUCCAGCUCUCUGCAUCAGCAUCCUCCAGACUGCUCAAACUCAAGGCUCUGCUGGGGCUCCUUGUAUAUGAAGUAACCAUAAAGGACAUAGUCUCUAUUCAAAUAUUAGGAUUCAACUGUGUGACACUGCAGCUUGGUGGAAUAUAUCAAUGUAGAUGUGGCGCAUGGAAACUUGCUGAAGAAAAAAAACAAUAAACUUAAUGAAACUGUU
Molecule: messenger RNA, 3058 nt
Organism: Oryzias melastigma (Indian medaka)
Lineage: Eukaryota; Metazoa; Chordata; Actinopteri; Beloniformes; Adrianichthyidae
Gene: map7d2b
Product: MAP7 domain containing 2b
Exons: 16
Coding region: 91-1995 (634 amino acids)
Biological process (GO): microtubule cytoskeleton organization
Cellular component (GO): microtubule cytoskeleton
Source: RefSeq, a predicted model, not a curated record